UCCUGCUUGACCCCGGAAGGGCUCCCCCCCCUCACCGGGCAGCGGCGCGCGGCUGUUGUGCUUCCGGGAUGGCGGGCAUGGCGCGCUCCUGGGCGCCGCACGUGGGUGGCGGGUAGCCGGCAUGGCGCUGCCCGCGGGGCCGAGGCGGCGGCUGCUGGCGCUGGCGCUGGCCUGGGGGCCGCGGGCCGGGCUGCGCUUGGCGGGCGCCGGCAGUGCGGGGCGGCGCGCGGCCGCCGAGGACCCGCUGGGGCCGGGCCCGACGGGCGCGGCCGAGAUCCGGCAGUACCUGCGCGCGCGCGGCCUGCCCUUCCAGGAGGGCUACAGCUGCCUGCGCACGCCCAGCCCCUUCGCGCCCGCGCCCGCCAGCCUCUACCUCGACAAGACCACGGGCUGCUUCGUGUGCCCGGCCAGCGCCGCCGAGGGCUCGUGGCAGGACUUCCAGGCCGGCGUCGAGCUGGGCCCGGCCGCGCCGCCGCCCCCCGACCCCGAGCACCAGCGGGACCGGGAGGACGCGCGGCGCCUCUGGGACCGGGCCCUGCCCCUGGCCGACCUGCCCGACGCGGCCGAGACGCGCGCCGCCUUCGGCCUGGGCAAGGUGUCGGACGCCACCCUGAAGCGCUUCGGCGUGCGCUACCUGCCGCCCACCCGCGCCCUCGUCUUCCCCUGGUUCGGCCCCCACGGGCUGCUGGGGCUCAAGCUGCUGGCGGCCGAGGGCUGGGAGGAGACCACGCUGCCCCGCCCCGGGGCCUACCGCAAUCUCUUCGGGCUGCCGCUCGUCGGCCGCCGCGACGUGGAGGUGGUGCUGACGGGCCGCGAGCUGGACGCCCUGGCCGUGGCCCAAGCCACGGGGCUGCCCAGCCUGGCGCUGCCCCGCGGCCCCGCCUGCCUGCCCCCGGCCCUGCUGCCCUACCUGGAGCAGUUCAAGCGCAUCACGCUGUGGCUGGGCGAGGACCUGCGCUCCUGGGAGGCCGCCAAGCUCUUCGCCCGCAAGCUGAACCCCAAGCGCUGCUCCCUGGUGCAGCCCGGCGACCAGCAGCCGGGGCCGCUGGAGGCGCUCAACCGGGGCAUCAGCCUGGCCAAGGUGCUGCAGUCGGCCCUGCCGGCGAGCCACAAGUCCAUCGUCUCCUUCCGCCAGCUGCGGGACGAGGUCUUCAGCGAGCUGGCCAACGUGGAGCAGGUGGCCGGGGUCAAGUGGACUCGCUUCCCCGACCUCAACAAGUUUCUCAAGGGCCACCGCAAAGGGGAGCUCACCGUCUUCACGGGUCCGACGGGCAGCGGGAAGACUACCUUCAUCAGUGAGUACGCACUGGACCUCUGCAUGCAGGGCGUGAACACGCUGUGGGGCAGCUUUGAGAUCAGCAACGUGCGCCUGGCCAAGGUGAUGCUGACGCAGUUUGCGACCCAGCGCCUCGAAGAGGAGCUGGACCAGUACGACGAGUGGGCCGAUCGCUUCGAGGACCUGCCGCUCUACUUCAUGACCUUCCACGGGCAGCAGAGCCUCAAGGCUGUGAUCGACACCAUGCUGCACGCCGUGUACAUGUAUGACAUCGUCCACGUCGUCAUCGACAACCUGCAGUUCAUGAUGGGGCACGAGCAGCUCUCAGCAGACAGGCUGGCUUCGCAGGACUACAUUGUGGGUGCCUUCCGCAAGUUUGCCACGGACAACUCAUGCCACGUGACGCUGGUCAUCCACCCUCGCAAGGAGGACGAUGAGCGGGAGCUGCAGACGGCUUCCAUCUUCGGCUCUGCCAAGGCCAGCCAGGAGGCUGACAACGUGCUGAUCCUCCAGGACCGGAAGCUGAGGUCGGGGCCGGGCAAGCGGUACUUGCAGGUGUCCAAGAACCGCUUCGACGGCGAUGUGGGCAUCUUCCCGCUGGACUUCAGCAAGACUUCCCUCACCUUCUCGGGCCUCGCCAAGGGCAAGGCUAAGCUCAAGAAGGUCAAGGUCGAGAAAACAGAGGAGCCAGCCCCCAAGGCAACAGCCCCCGAGGAUCCGGCCCCCAAGGCGACAGCCCCCGAGGAUCCGGCCCCCAAGGAGCCGGCCCCCAAGGCGACGGCCCCCAAGGAGCCGGCCCCCAAGGAGCCGGCCCCCAAGGAGCCGGCCCCCAAGGCGAUGGCCCCCAAGGCGACGGCCCCCAAGGAGCCAGCCCCCAAGGCGACGGCGCCCAAGGAGCCAGCCCCCAAGGCAACAGCGCACAAGGCGAAAGCCCCCAAGGUGACUGCGCCCAAAGGCAGUGGGUCCUCCAAGGACCCAUGAGCCUGGCUUCUUGGGCAUCAUCCUUGCCUGAGCACCGUGCCCAUGCCGGCCUGUUCAAGCUGGAGGGGAGAGGAGUGUUGCACCUGGUGUUGCGACUUCGUGCCAAAGCAGCCUGUCACCAGGGCUCUGCUGUGUCUUGGGGCUGCGGCCUGGGCUCCCACAGAUCGCAGCCCCCUUGGCUCUCAGGAGGAGAAGCCAGCCAGGACUGGGGUGCUUCCUAACAACAGCUGAGACCCGGAGUGUGGUGGGGGAGACCCAUCGCUGAUGCCCCCCCUGGAGCUGUGCCCUGGAGAACCACAUGCCAGAUGUGGGGAUGGAGACGGGACAUUUCUCCCAUUCCCCAAGACUUUGACUGAAUGCUGACUGGGCUGCAAGCAGCUAUUGGCGCGGGUUGGGGAACAGAUCCAUCCCCCCAGCAGCGCUGCUUUCCUGGUGUCCAGGUCAGCCUGGCGUGGGGGCAUCUCUGCUCACCUCUUGCGGACGUGGUGUCACGAAGCUGCUGCCUUGUUGGGUACCUUCUCUCCCUGGCCUCCAGGAGGGGAAGAGCAGUGGGAGGCUGGGGGUGGGGAGCACUGGCAGGGCCGCCUUUGCGGGGUAUGAAUGCCUCUUCUCCUUCACACCUCAGGGCUGCCUCACCAUGCCAGGCACCAUCAGCUUGGGACCGGUUCCCAGGGGGUGUCCUCUUCCGGAGCCUGUAGGCUCAGAUGGUUAUUACAAGAGUAACUGUGCCUUCCACCCUGGGGUGGUUUGGGAGCACCUGUGGACUGGGAGAGGAAGGAAUUCACCAGCAAUCCAGGAGGGGCGAAUUCACCAGCAAUCGGACACUGCUUGCCGGGGUCCAUCCUUGCCCCACAUCCACAGAUGGGGAAAGAGCCCCCAGCUGCUCCAGGGCAAGGGGCUUCUUUCUCCCCCAGCCGGAGACGGGGUUUGUGCAGCCAUGUUACCAGGGCUGUAGGCAGUUGAGCUCUGGUGCGACUGCCUCUGCUGCUGUCCCCUGUCAUCUGUCAGCUCCCCGUGCUCAGGAAAAACUGACAAGGAAACCAA
Alligator mississippiensis (American alligator) is the source of this 3301-nucleotide messenger RNA. RefSeq names its product twinkle mtDNA helicase (gene TWNK). The transcript is spliced from 6 exons. Gene Ontology annotation, biological process: mitochondrial DNA replication. Lineage: Eukaryota; Metazoa; Chordata; Crocodylia; Alligatoridae. The record is from RefSeq and is a predicted model, not a curated record. Gene Ontology annotation, molecular function: single-stranded DNA binding; ATP binding; 5'-3' DNA helicase activity. Gene Ontology annotation, cellular component: mitochondrion. The coding region runs from base 122 to 2257 and encodes 711 amino acids.